CUCAGACAACACGCACGUCCACACCGUUUAUAUAUAUACCACAUUGAAUUCGGUCUCUUUGCUUCAAAUCGUAGUCUCAGAAAGAAAAACAAAACAAACUUAUAAAUCUCCCAAACCUUCAAAUUCUGCUCUUUCAGACCUUAUCCAGUAUCCAAGCAGACCAAUAUACAGAAGCAACAAACCAUGAGGAUCACCAAAACCAUCAUGCAGAGGAAGUUUAUCCGCUCUAUUCUUAUACCCAUUAGGGUUCUAAACAAGGCCAAGAACUUCUACAUGAAGAACAUUGAGAGUUGUGCGGGUAGGCUUGGUGAUGGUAGCGGGUUUGUGGGUGGCCCUUCUGCUCCAGUUUGCUUGUCUAAGAGCUUCAGUACUGCAAAUUCAUCGAUGGCUUCCGACGAUGAGGAACUGAGGCGGCUUCUGAGAACAGUGACAUCGAACAAUGGAUGUUCGGAUCAAAUACAAAGGAAACCGGUAGCAAGGCAAUAUUCUAGCAUGGGUUAUGGUGGUGGAAUGGGGAUGAGAAGUUACAGUGUUGGGUUGGGAAAGAUUGGAAGGAUUGAUGAAGACAAGCCUUGUGAUUUUGAGGAGGAUGAGGUUAGUUUGCCUCUUUAUUCUAGAAGCAGAACUUAUGCUGUUAACAGGACUAGUUUGCAUAGAUAGAAAAGGAGGAUAAAUUUUGAUAGAUGCUAGCCCUUGAAUUUAUGCAUACAAAAAGUAUGCUGUGCGAUCGAGUCCAAUUCUCUGUAAUGAUAUAUAUGGUGAUUUAUUUGUUUAAUUCUUUACGCCCAAUGGGUAUUUGAAAAUUCUGUAAUCAAUUCCAUGAGAGUUCAUUAUUCUUGCUUUAUUUAUUUAUUA
Messenger RNA from Ziziphus jujuba (common jujube), 855 nucleotides. RefSeq lists its product as uncharacterized. The record is from RefSeq and is a predicted model, not a curated record. The transcript has a single exon. The coding region runs from base 184 to 660 and encodes 158 amino acids. Lineage: Eukaryota; Viridiplantae; Streptophyta; Magnoliopsida; Rosales; Rhamnaceae.